UAACCUGAAAAAUAAAUGGUUCAACAUAAUACCUACUGUAAUGCCUAUUAUUGUUGAUCUAUUUGCAAAUUGUGAUUUUUCGACUUUAAAGUUUAGUCGCCAGAGGUUUUCAUCGGAGCAUUGUUCGGCUUCCGGCGGAAGACCUAAAACUACCGACACCCACCUUAAGACGUCCGACAGCCGUAUAAUCAUGAACCGGCCUAUUUGGACAUUGCCUUUAAGCAAGCACACGAUAAAUAAACUAGAUAAACUUGGAUACAAGUGUUGUGAAGAUUUGAUCGAUUCACUUGACGAUCCUGAAAAGAAAUCAAAGGUUUUACGAAAACAUAUGGAAUCAGAAUCUGAAAUCCGUGAUAUGCUGAAAACUCCUAAAUACAAGACUGCUGCAGAAUUAGAUAUUGAACGUGAUAGUAUUGCUACGUUCUGCAAGUCCAUCGACGAACUUUUAAACGGCGGUGUUCAAGUUGGACGGAUAACAGAAUUGUCUGGAGCUCCAGGCUCGGGUAAAAGUCAAUUAAGCAUGCAACUCUGUGUAUCCGUUCAAAUACCGGUGUGUUUUGAAGGACUACAAGCUGAAGCAAUUUAUGUCGAUACAAACUCAAAUUUUUCCGAACUUCGGUUAACAGAAAUGAUCGACGCUUUCCUCGGCCAUGUGUCUAAAGUAUUAUCGGGACCCAUCGAUUUCAAAGGAGCAGCCAAUAGCGAGUUGCUAAAGAGUCUGACCACCGCUAGCAUGCUGAGUAAAAUACACAGGGUUCAAAUGAAUGACCUAAACCAGCUGUACGCUUUGUAUACGACUCUCGAACGUCAUCCGAACGUGAAAUUAAUUGUGGUGGACAGUUUCGUCAUGCCGCUGUACCAGGUGGAAAAUUCGCUGAGAAAGAAUACGCUGGUCCACAGCGCUCUGGAUCUAUUGCAAACCAUCGCUUGCGAACACGAUCUGGCUGUGGUGCUUACUAACGAUCUGACAACCGCAAUCACCGAAAACGGAGCAGAAGUCUUUCCGGCGUUAGGUGAAUCGUUCGGUCAUCGUGUUCAAUAUAGACUUCUGCUGAGCAAAAUUCCCAACCGACCUAACGAGUACGCAGCGCUCCUGAAGAAAAGCGUCGAACACGGUCGUUCCGCUGCUCGGUUUACAAUUUCAUCGAACGGAGUGCGUGAUCUGCCUUCGGAAGAAUCGUCGCAAUAGACGAAGGAAUGAUCGGAAAUUAAAAAAAAAUAUAUGAUGUUCCAUACAUUUAUUGUAAUACAGUGAUAAUUAUACAUAGGUACGCAUAGUAUAAAUUAUAAAUUAAAAUAAUAUUUGUACAGAAAUAAAAUAAACUACAUAAUAAUAAUAAUAAUAAAAAUAAAUUAUCAAAAAUA
Molecule: messenger RNA, 1365 nt
Organism: Rhopalosiphum padi (bird cherry-oat aphid)
Lineage: Eukaryota; Metazoa; Arthropoda; Insecta; Hemiptera; Aphididae
Product: DNA repair protein RAD51 homolog 3
Exons: 9
Coding region: 41-1189 (382 amino acids)
Biological process (GO): DNA repair; reciprocal meiotic recombination; meiotic DNA recombinase assembly
Cellular component (GO): Rad51C-XRCC3 complex; replication fork; Rad51B-Rad51C-Rad51D-XRCC2 complex
Molecular function (GO): ATP-dependent DNA damage sensor activity; ATP binding; four-way junction DNA binding
Source: RefSeq, a predicted model, not a curated record